Molecule: messenger RNA, 6642 nt
Organism: Orussus abietinus
Lineage: Eukaryota; Metazoa; Arthropoda; Insecta; Hymenoptera; Orussidae
Exons: 8
Coding region: 1064-3040 (658 amino acids)
Cellular component (GO): plasma membrane
Molecular function (GO): calcium channel regulator activity; GTPase activity; GTP binding
Source: RefSeq, a predicted model, not a curated record
CUCGCUCCCGCGCUCCGCGUGCACCGGCUUCCGCGGGGUUCGAUCCUUCCGAUUGGCUCUGUCGAUGUAACUGCCUUGACGAAGGGGAACGCUCGUCCGUGGACUGAUCGGUGCGAGGUCACGAAAUUAGGGUGGGAAUCGUUGAUCCGAUGUUCAUUACAUCUUUCUGUGCAGACGGGAACGGGGGAACUGUAAAUCGUGCCCCAAAUGUUACGAUGCAGUAAAACGGGGUCGAGUAAACGGGAAUACUUAAAUGGGUCAAUGUCAAUAUUGUGCCGUGAAUAGGAAGAUCGUCAACUCUGUCCAGUUCAGUAGUCUAAAUAUUUACAUGAGCGAGACACGUAGAAUAACUCCGAAGGUUUGGAAUUUGUGAAAAUUAAAAUCUGGGCGGUUCGGUUAUUUGAUUUCGAAACUUUUGGAAACAGGGCUCGUCGAGACUUAUGUUCUCGUGACUAAUUGCGCGGUUCCAGUAAAUAAAUGUAUCCGUGAAAACUGUAAUUACUGAGUGUUAAUCCAAGUGCGCGUACGUGGCCAUAUCCCAGUCGAGAAACUCAAACGAAUUAGAAAUAAAAAGUGUUUAUGUGCUCCGUUAUCAACGUACCGGAAAACUGGACGAAUGCGUUUCCAGGUCACUUUGACAAUGAGAUAUGAGUAAUGUUUAAACAUCGUAAGAGCCCAAGAUGCCUGAAACCAUUAAGAGCACAUGCGAGCAUGUGACGAAAGUGCAUAUGAAAAAGUGCCUAAGGGACCUGAUUUCAGCUGUAUGAAACACAAUUCGAGGACAACAAUUUCCAGAGAUUUGUAGAACCUAUCCAUUGUAUAAUAAAUAAACGUCCCAUAAUCGAGCAGCGUCUAGAAGGUGCAUUGAAAUCGAAUUACACGCGGUAGAAAUAAAUAUCUGCAUCUCGACUGGAGAGGGAAAAUCGGAGAAAGUUUCCGAAAGAUUGCCCAAUUUUAUUCUUAAUAACAAUGAGGACGUGGAAAUAAACAAAGUAGGAAGAAAUAUGCGUUGAGUUUGAAUGCAAGGGUUCGCGAGAUAUCGGCCGAAAAAUCGGGAUCCAAGAUGGCGAUGAACAGUCCGGGUGGAUAUCCGAAAUCCCCGAAGAGCCCGCGACAGCUUCCCCAGCUCCCGGUGUCGGUCCAAAAAGGGAAUUGCCAAACCGGUCAAAAAUCCCCGAGCACCCCUCGAGUCUUCGAAUUCCCCCCGGAAUACUAUCCGGAGACUCCGAACAGGAAUUUCGACUUCGAGGACUUCGCUAAGAUCCAGGACCAGCAGGAGCCGAAGAGCCCGAACGAGUACGCGAGCUCGGUACACUCCUCCGGGAGUAAAUCGGCGAUAUUCCAGUUCUGCAACCCGAGGAAGAACGGCCAGAAGGCCCAUUAUCUCCCAAAAAGUCCUCUAAGUCCCGGCCUGACGAGCAGAUCUCCAAGUUCCUCGAGUUUCGGCCAGAAGAGCCCGAAGCCUUUCGACAGACGCAGGAACUCCUGCUUCAGCUUCGGACCCAGAAGUCCGAGGUCGCCGACGAUCGUCACCCAAGAUGGACGAAGUCCUAUGUCGCCCACAAUCGUCACCCAAGAUGGACGAACUCCGACCAGCCCUAAAUAUCCUGACGUCCAGGACGUCCAAGACGUCCGGUCACCUAGGGAAAAGCGGAAGGACCUCGAGCAAUACCCCCAGGAGGGUGGGAAAUUUUAUACCGCCGGAAAGAGUCCUGGACUUCGCCAGGACAGGGACAGCCCGAAGAAGACCACCAUGGGAGGCCAUUUCAACCGAAGCCAGGGGUGCUUGAACGAGACUGCGAGAAAUGAUGAAGGGGACUCCAAGAAGACCGAAAAGGCCAUGGCCAGGAGGUCCACCAGCGAUCUUACCGAUAGAGGAGAUGCCGAUACCGAGGUCACCGUUCUGUCCAGCCCUAGGAGGAGAGGGUCCAUGAAAGGAGGUCUAGCGUAUUUGGCUUCACGGCGUGGCUCUCGGGACAGCCAAGCAUCGAAUUUGUCGAACAUCAGCAACGAGGGUGUUGGUCCUUUGAACUUCAGUGCACAUCCACGAGGACGACAGAGAAGGACGUCGAACUUCUUAGAGCUGCCCGUCCCGGAUCAUAUCAGACCUCGAGUACACAGUUUACCGGAGAAGGCAUACAAUCCAAGAGCUGGUGACGAUUUGUACAGACUGAGGGCUUUCAGUAUUACCCACAAAGGUGUCGUCAAUCGUGGCGACUCCAUUAUCUCAAGACGCAGCAGAAGCAACACUUCCGUUAACAGCAGUAGAAAUAGCAACGUAUCCGGGGAGAGAUCCCCUUUCGAUGGUUCUUGCUGCAGCGGCCAAGGUGGAGCCGUGGAAAGUACGGAAAGCGAUGCCGAAGAAAUCCCAAAGUACAGAGUCGUCCUACUUGGUGAUUCCGGAGUUGGGAAGACCGCCUUAGUUUCGCAAUUCAUGACCAGCGAAUACAUGAACACGUACGACGCGAGCUUAGAUGACGAAUUCGGAGAAAAGACAGUUUCCAUUCUACUGGAUGGUGAAGAGUCGGAUAUGAUCUUCAUCGAUCAUCCCCACGUGGAAAUGAGCGUGGAAAACUGCAUGUCCACCUACGAGCCACAUGCCUGCAUCGUCGUCUACUCCAUAGUCUCGCGUGGGAGCUUCCAAGUAGCUGAAGAGACCUUGAACUAUCUGUGGAGGGAACACUAUACUCAAGAGCGAUCCGUAAUAGUUGUCGGAAACAAAGCAGACCUCCACAGAAGCCGAACCAUUUCGACCGGAGAGGGCACGCAAUUAGCGACAUCGCGGGAGUGCAAAUUCAUAGAAACGUCCAGCGGAAUUCAACAUAACGUCGACGAACUUUUAGUCGGCGUUUUGAAGCAAAUUCGACUGAGAGAGACGAGAGACAAGAAACUGCGAAGACAAGGCAGCAAGGGGAAGAUGUUGUCAAAGCUGCACAACAGCAAAACGGCUUUGAGCUUGAAUCGUGCCAAAGAAAUCUUCAGUAAGAUCUGCUUGAACGACAACAAAAGCAAGAGUUGCGAGAACCUCCACGUUUUGUAGAAGGAAAAGCGACCUUAAUUCUCUGAAAUUCAAAUAAAAGCGUCAAAGUAAAAUCAGGAAAAUAGUAAGGAAAAUGCCCUUUGUCAAAUGCAAUAGACGGAAGAGGAAACAUCUUGUAGAUGAUGUGUGAAUCAUUAGCAUUACUACGUUGCGAAUUAACCCUCUGGCUACUUAGAACGCCUAAAGGCGCCCGACGUUUGGUCCAAUAUUGCCUGCACGGUCAGACGAAUUUCGCCCAUAUGUCGAAAUGGCUCCGUCUUCAAAGGGUUAAGUAAAGAGUUGUGCAUCAUGGCGCUCCUGAAAACAUUUUUAUUUAAAUAAGAUCUUGUCGAUGAGAGGAAAUAAUGAGCAAAUUUUUGAAUGCCAAACGGGGGUGUAGUCUUCGAAAUUCAAUAAAUAAUCACGGGAAUGUGGUAUAGAGGACAGUCAACUUGGAGACUAAUUAUUUGGGAUUUUAAAUCAUCUGCAUAACCCUUGAUAUAUGAUAUAUUUUUAAGUGGAAACUUAAGUACUGAUUUUACACGGUGCAAUUUAUUAAAUAAAAUAAUAGAGAAAGUGCGUUAGAAACUUGUUCCAGGAGCAUAAUAACCUAUAUUGACAGAUUGUUAUAUAUUCGGCAUUUGGCAGAUCGUAUAUUAAUUUUGAAUGCGAAUUAAAUAGAUCAAUUUCCAAGUUGAGAAAACGACAGAAACUUACAGAGAAGAAUUUUAUAAAAUGAUUCUAUUGUUUGUAAAAUGUAUCGCGGCGGUUUCAGAAUGAUUUAGUUAAGUAAUAUAUGUUAAAAUGAUGAUAAACAAUCCAUAAUCGGGUGUAGGUAAUAAAGAAAUGGGCUCUUUCCUAGUCGCAAUAAUAAAAAAUAAGAAACGAACGUGAGGAGUCCAAAAUCUGGCAAAUGGACUUAUUUAAAAUUACCCAUUUCGAUCUGUGCAAACUUGACAUCAAAAUAUCUGAACAUGUCGUUAAUUAUAAAUUAAUAUUUUCCAUACUUUAUGAUAUCGGUAGCAAAAUGUAAAAUAUCUUGCAACUGCGACUCUCAAUACUACGCACUAUACAUAUCAAUACAACAAAAUAUCGUUCUAAAUUAUUCACGUAAGGAAAUGUGAAUAGAUGGAAAAACUAUUCUAUGAUAAUUAACGUGGAAGCAUAAUUAUUAAAACACUUAUCUCCUGUACUCUCGAAAUGUCGUUCAUGAGGGAGAAAUAUUUAUGAAAUUCAAAUUGUAUAAGACUUGUACCAUCAUAACUUAAAAAGUACUUAAAGAAUAUUUCAGAACGGACGAUACUUUUAUGCAAACGACAAGCAUUGAAAAAUAAUAUGUAAACAAAUAUCCUUUAUCUUAAUGUCAAUAACUUGAGAAAAAUAUUAGAAUGAGUGCUAACAUAAUACACAUACUCUUUGAGAAGUCAAUUUAAGGUAAAGAAUAUACCUGAACGGUGUGUUAUUACGUAUAUGCAUGUACAUUUUGUUAUUGGUUUUAUACUUGUCACAGAACUGAAGAUUUUAAUAAUUAUUUUUGUAAGAAUUUAAUGUGUGGACCCAUAUUACCAAAACUGCUUAACAUGUAAUCACGUCUCAUAAAAUAUUUCCAAUAUCAAAUCGUUACUAUUUGUAUCAUUUGCUUUAAUUUUUAUAUAUAUUAAGUGCAUAUCAAGCGCUUUCGAUUAAUUUAAAAAAAAAAUAGUACGAUUCAUAUAUAAUAUUUUCAUUCAUUUUUCACUCAGGAUUUCAGAAUAUGUAAAAUAUGACAAAAUGUGCAAUCAUUUUCGUCAUAAUUUGCAAACAGAACGUUCUUAUAGAGACGAUGGCAGAUAAUGGGAACACACCAUCUGUGUGCAAUGCAGUGAAUUGAUUAAGCAUUAGAAAUCAAUGUGCGUCACUUUACGCACCCCUUAAUGAGUAGUAUAAAUUAGUGCUCGCAUAUUAUAAUGGUAAUCAACGUUAUUAACAUAACUUCGGAACACGUGCAUCUACAACUACCUAUCGAUGUACUCUCGCUCUUUAAAGAGUACCCGAACGUGUUAAUUAAUUUGUACAUUUAACACUCUGUACAGCAACCAUUUAAAAAAAAGAACGUCAAUAACAAUUUCAUAAAUAUGGGCUGAAAUUAAACUAACACUAAAUUUAAAAGCCAUUCCAUUUUCUCGGCUGGAUUUAAUACACUGAAGUGUUUUUUUUUUCACAAUUAUGGAAUUGUCAUUUUUUUUAAUAAGAAUGGGUUUUAAGAUUGCAAGUUUUCGAAUGAUGGAGGAAUAAUAAUUUUCCAGUUCUCAUAUUUUGACCGACGUGGCUGUCCAGUAUAUUAGGUUUACAUAGGUCUUUUUAUAAAUUGCGAAUUAUAAAAUAUAUCUUCAAACGUUAUAUAUGAUAAUUAUCUGUAAUACCUUUGAAAUCAUUUCGAAUACGGAUAUAUCUAUUAUCAGGUAUCUUUUUGAAAUUUUGUACAACAUUUUUUUCAUACUUCCCAUUUCCCUAUAUGAGGGGAUUGCACUUGCACAAAUAAGCGAACGAAAGUUUGAAAAAAAAAAAAGGGAAUUUCGCAUUCCUAAACAUUCCUUUUCUACUUACGAAUUUUGACUGUCAAUGGACGCUGGAUUCGUCCGAAAUGACGCUGGUCGUCUCUCCACUUUUUACUGCAAACAAAAAUAUAUUUAAGUAGUACGUUAAUGUAUAAUCUUAAAUGUAACAAUAUAUUAUGAACUUCUCGAUUAAAGGUAGGAAAAUAUUGUUACCCACGUAUUAUUCAAUAUUAGAAACAUAAAGACCAAUAAGUUGUGGUUGUAACUGAGAUAAGUAGUUGUUAAUAAAUUGUACCCGUAAUUAGUUAACAACAAAACACGUAAGUAACAAGUAGAGAAAGCUAUUUAGUAACAAUUACCUCGUUUCACGGACAGAAUUUAAUUUUGCAAAGUAAAUUCGGAAUUAUUUAAUAGUUUAGCAAUUAUAUUCGGAUGUCAGAAUAAGUUUCGCCUACGUUUACACAUUUAGCGAUAAGAGAAUGCGCUACAUAAUUUACUAUUGUAAUGAAUUACAGUGAUUGUUACUACAUAUUUUCUCUGUUGAUACAAUAACUGGUGUGUAUUUUCUAUACUAGCUAUAAGUAGUACAUAACUAAUAGUCCUUAAAAUAAGUAUGAAAUUAUUUAUUACAUUCAUUUAUUGUAAUUAUAAUGGUUGAUUACUGUAUAUGAUUAUAAUUUGAAUAGUGAUUAUGUACACUGAUAAAAGAGAGAUCCGCCAAUCCCUAAAAGCUCAGACACCAGGUCCAUCUUAUAAUAAUCAUGUAACUUGCAAAAAAACAGCAUUGACAUCAAUUACAAAUACUAAUCUCAAGUACAUAUAAACAACAAAGCAAUUGUUCAUUACAUUAGUUUAAUAAUAUCACAUCAGAAACUCCUCUUCAUCUAAUUAAACAUGUUUCUUAUAUGUAUUUGGCGCAAAAAUCUAUGGAGUUUCCUGGUAGUCAUUACGAGUACGUUUAAUAUUUCAUUUCAUAAACAAUAUUCGUUUUUAAUAAUAAUUAUUUGUUAUUCAUUAUUGCGACUAAAUACAUAGAUUACAGCAGCCAUCAUUUUCGUUUACUGUUUAAUACAACUUCUUUUUUGA